Drosophila sechellia is the source of this 920-nucleotide messenger RNA. RefSeq lists its product as uncharacterized. The transcript is spliced from 2 exons. Lineage: Eukaryota; Metazoa; Arthropoda; Insecta; Diptera; Drosophilidae. The record is from RefSeq and is a predicted model, not a curated record. The coding region runs from base 269 to 904 and encodes 211 amino acids.
AAGUUGGAAUCGGAAAAGUGAGUUGGAAAAACAGUGCCAGAAGCCUGUGUGACUUGGACGCAAGCGGAGGCGGUCGUCGGUGGGAGUUGCAACUUCAGCCAGAUAAGAGGAGCUGCUUUUUGUAGCUGUGGAGGAGCAGCAAGAAGGAAAAAAUACCACAAAGCCAACAGGAAGUGCACCAUCAAAAUCAGAGACUCCCAAGAAGCAGCAGUCUUCCGCCCCACCACCAAAAAAAAGGAAGAGAACACACCACCACCCCUACAUAUUUAUGAUUAUCGUCCUGCUGCUGCUGUUCCAAUCGCUGUGCCUCUACUGCCAACGCCUGGUGCUCUACGUCCACGACCGAUGCUUCCCGAGGAACGUGCGCCUGCUGCAGGAGGUGGCCGAAACGGUGGGCGAUCGUAAGGCGCCACAGCGCCUGGCGGAGCAGCAGUUGGAGCAACAGAAGCGAAGCCAGAAGCGGCGCAUCCUCGAACCAAUCCUUCCGCUCGUGGGUGGCCUCAAUUCCGAGGCCUGUCGCUUUUGUGCCCACAGUCCGCAGGGCUACUGUCGCCAUCACUUCCAUCUGCAGGAGCUGCAGCUGCACAGGCAGAGGGGUUCCGGUGGUGAGCAGGAUUUCCGGCAGAUUCGCCGGAUCAAGCGGGAGCUAAAGCGCACUAUUGGCCAGCAGCAGCAGCAACUGCAGCCGACGAGAAGCUAUCGUCCAGUCCGCCUGAAUUCCAUCUGGAGCAGCAGUUCCCUGAGCAGUGGUUACGCUUCACUGACCAGCGUUGGAUCGCAGGAGCAGGAGGAGGCGUCCUUCGAACAGGAGAUUAUUGAGGACGUUCCACUGGAGGAGGAAGUGGAGCUGCAGGACCUGCCGCAGGAGGAUAUCCAACAGCCCCUACUAACCACUUACUUGUAGAUAAACGCCUCUUGGU